This is a messenger RNA of Podarcis lilfordi (Lilford's wall lizard), 7883 nucleotides long. Lineage: Eukaryota; Metazoa; Chordata; Lepidosauria; Squamata; Lacertidae. The record is from the annotation of a GenBank genome assembly.
AUGGCAACUCCGGAAGUGUAUUCUCCCGGGAUUUGCUGCAUGCGCAAAGUGCUUUACGUACAUGCACAGAAGCAGUGCCUCUACUUGCAGAGUUUUUGCGGUACGUACGGACCCCCGGAACAAAUUACAUUCGUAUCCAGAGGGUCCUCUGUAAAUGUGCAGGGAUAUAUGUGACAUGUUCUGUUAUCAGUGGUCAUUGUAUUGAGUUCUGGGUUUGUGAAUUGUCUUAAACAGAAGAAAGGGAAACAGGAUAGAGAAGAAUUAACAGGUUAGCAGUUCACAUCGUAUAGCCAAACACCUAGUCAAGAGGCCUUUUGGUUGUGCUUAGAUUAAGUGUAAGUAAGAGUUAUUUUUCCUCUUCUGCUACCAAUGAAACAGCGGAAAAUCUUGGUCUGUUGAUGAAUUUGGGGGUGGGGUGGGGUUCAAAGCGAGGAGAAUAAUUGCUGUAUUGAUGAAGAAAAAUUUUUACUCUUUGAUUCCUUACUGUGUUUGAUGUUCAUCUUAUUGGAAGCUGCUCAGAGUAGCUGGGGCAACCCAGUCAGAUGGGCGGCAUAACAGAAGUAGUAGUAAUAGUAGUAAUAGUAAUAGUAAUAAUUAUGUAUUACUAUUACAGUGGUACUUUGGGUUAAGAACUUAAUAUGUUCUGGAGGUCUGUUCUUAACCUGAAACUGUUCUUAACCUGAAGCACCACUUUAGCUAAUGGGGCCUCCCGCUGACGCUGCGCCGCCACAGCACGAUUUCUGUUCUCAUGCUGAAGCAAAGUUCUUAACCCAAAUUACUAUUUCUGGGUUAGCGGAGUCUGUAACUUGAAGCGUAUGUAACCCAAGGUACCACUGUAAUUCGUUCCGGAGGUCCAUUCUUAACCUGAAACUGUUAUUAACCUGAGACAUGCUUUCGCUACCGGCACACGAUUUCCGUUCUCAACUUGGGGCAGAGUUCUCAACUCAAGGUAAUUCUUCCAGGUUAGCGGAGUUUGUAACCUGAAUCGUUUGUAACCUGACGUGUUUGUAAGUCGAGGUCCCACAGUACUGCGCUGAAAUUUAAAUUUAGACCAGCCAGACUGAGCCAAAUUCUGAUGGUGUGUGUCCCCCCCCCUACCCAAGAGAUAGUAACUUCUGCUUAUACAGUGGUGCCUCGCAAGACGAAAUUAAUCCGUUCCGCAAGAGUCUUCGUCUAGCGGUUUUUUCGUCUUGCGAAGCAAGCCCAUUGACGGAUUAGCGCUACUAGCGCUAUCAGCUGUUUAGCGGCUAUUAAAGGCUUAAAGGCUUAGGGGAUUAGCUGCUAAAAGGCUAUUAAAGGCUAUUAAAGGCUUAGCAGAUUAGAUAAAGGGGGGGGAAAGCGAAAAAAAUCUCAGGACUCGCAAGGUAUUUUCGUCUUGCGAAGCAAGCCCAUAGGGGAAUUCGUCCUGCGAAGCAACUUCAAAACGGAAAACCCUUUCGUCUAGCGGUUUUUCCGUCUUGCGAGGCAUUCGUCUUGCGGGGCACCACUGUAUUUAAAUUUAGACCAGCCAGAUUAAGACAAAUUCUGAUGGUGUCUCUCCCCCCCCCCCGAGUCUUUAUUUUUCUCUCGUGGAGUUUAAAAACAGCUUAAAACAACUUACAACCACAAUAUGUUCAGAGUCUGAAGUGCAGCCUUGAUUGCUAGCAAAAGCCAUCCACGUUUGUCUGGGGACAUUUUUCUGUUCCUGACAGAGUGCCAAUUUUAUAACAGAACAAUGCAUUUGCUUUGUAGGGUUUGCCAGAACCUCUAAUUCGGACGGGAAGAACUUUGCAGAAGAAAAAAGGGACUCCUUCUCAUCUCUUGGAAGCUUCCUGAGAGCACAGAUGGAUGAGCAAGACUCGGCUGGACCUAAAGCAGGAAUAGGCCCGGCCACUGAAGAUGGGAGCACUGAGGGAUUCUGGGAAAACUCUAUGCGGAAGAUCCUGGGUGAGGAGGACACCCUCCGCUCAGAUGUUCAGAGCCAGCAGCUCAAGCAGUUCUACCAGGAGGCCAAAGGACCCCGAGAGGUUUGCAGCCGACUCUACCACCUUGUCUGUCAGUGGCUGAAGCCAGAAAGGAACACAAAAGCUGAGAUGCUGGACAUGGUGAUCUUGGAGCAGUUCCUGGCUGUCCUUCCACCCGAGAUAGAGAGCUGGAUGAGGGAAUGUGGAGCGGAGACCAGUUCCCAGGCAGUGGCCCUGGCCGAAGGUUUCCUCUUGAGUCAGGCAGAGGAGAGGAAGCAGGCAGAGCAGCAGGUGAGAGAGACUUUCCUCUGGAAACUCCCAAGGGGCUCCAAACCAGAGCAAGAGUAUCCCAAAAUGUGGUACUAAUGUCCCAUCCCUUUAUGGAUCGGAUCCUAGGAAUGCGAUCUGGUACCCCUAGAGUAUUUGCCUCUUCCGUUACUUUUCUAAUCCUCCUCCCAAUUAUCUCUUUGGAAUCUUUGUUGCUCUUUCAGGGAAAGGAUCUGAUGGCAGAAAUGGGUCCCGAUUCCUCAGAGGCAAGGAGGACUCCGAUGGAAACCAGAGAGAGACCACUGGGUAAGGAGAGUGUUAUUUCUCUCUUUGGUCACAUCCUAGGGAUUCGAUUCCGUGGGUUCUUUUCCUCUUUUAUGGGGAUGUGGUUGGGCCCAAGAGCCCAAAGGAGCAGAGAUGUAUUUUUGCACAACUAAAAGAUGAAGUUGUACAAAUGUCUCAGUAGGAUAGACUUCUUCAAAAGUCCAUCUGAAAUUAGAGAUGCAGUCCUGAACAUCGGAGAAAAGCAGGCAUUCAUGGCUUCCCACUUCCCUUUGUCUCUGGCAGGUGACCGGAUGAUGCCAGCAAGACCUCAUGUGUCUUUUCAUGGUGGAGAAGGAGAAGCAGCGGCUAUAGAAGCAGAUCAGGUAGGGGGCAUGAGACUUGUAGGGAGAGAGGCCGAGGGGUGGGGCAGCCAGAAUGCUUGGAAGAAAAAAAUGUGGAGUUCCACCCAUUUACACAAAGAUUAGGACCCAUCAUUAAAAUAAUAAAGUAAUUCCAGCAAGAUGUUAAAAUAAGCAUUCAUACCAUGUGGAGCAAAACAAUCCCAUUUAAACAACACAGCAAUUAACAGGCAGAAAACAACGGAGCAAUGUGUGGUAGAUCAUCUUUAUGCUGUCUAAGAGGAGGACAUUCCCUUUUUCUUUCAGGGUCUGGUGUGCUUUGAGGAUGUCGCUGUUAAUUUCACGGACAAGGAGUGGGCGUUGCUGGAUCCUGACCAGAGAGCUCUGUAUAAGGAGGUCAUGGAGGAGAAUCAUGGACUCCUGGAUUCUCUGGGUAAGAUUCUCUGAGGAUCAUCAUAUCUGUUUUGAAAUUCCAUAAAUUUCUCCUUGCGAUGAAUCUCCAAGGUUUGGAUGGAACUCAGUAGCGCCACCUACACCACCUGGAAAUCUAAUGCCCCCAGAAAUCAUUUGGAAUGGAGGGUGAUUGGCGGUGUUGUCUGCGAAUAUCUGUCAGUCAAUGGAGACAGAGCAGAUUUCGUGAUUGGGCCAAACAAAAUUAAUUGAAUCUCAGGUUCCCGUAAGUAUGUCAGCUAAUACCAGCCAACAAAGUCAGUGAACUCUGUAGUAAGAAUUCCCAUCUAAUUCCCUUCAUUUCUUCUUAUUUCACAACUGUUCAUUAGCGAUGUUCAGUAAUCAACAAUUGUGAACGGUCGUUCUUCCUGAGGCUCUAAUUAGUUUCUCUCUAUAUAUACAGUCAUACCUUGGAACUUGAAUGCCUUGGUACGUGUAUGCUUUGGCUCCCAAAUGAUUGAAAAUUCAAAAUGAGUGUUCCGGUUUUCGAACGAUUUUCGGAAGUCGAACGGUCAGUGCAGCUUCCGAUUGAGUACAGGAAGCUAAGUCAAUUGGAAGCAGCGCCUUGGUUUUUGAUCAGUUCUGGGAGUCGAACAGAACCGUUCGAGAACCAAGGGACAACUGGAUAUUAGUGUAACAAUACCACUUAACAUCUAUAUGAUAUAAAAGGGAAAUUUAUUUUUAUUACACUGCAUUUGUUCCACAAUUUUUUUCCUCUUUUAAAAAUCGUUCUUCCACACACUCUUUCCCUUUUUUAUUCCUUUCUCUUGUAUUACAUCUUUAUGAACAAAAUAUAUUUCAAUAAGAUAUUAAUAUUUUAAAAUGCAGUGGUACCUCGGUUUUCAAACAGCUUAGUUCUCAAACUACUUGGAACCCGAACACUUCAAACCCAGAAAUGAGUGUUCCAGUUUUUGAACCCUUUUCGGAAGCCGAACGUGCUCCAAUUUGAGUGCACACUUCUGUUUUGAGCGAGCAGCUUGUCCCAGCAGUGACUGCCACCACUACCUUCCCUUCCCUUCCCUUCCCUCUGAUGGGAAGCGCCUCUUUCCUUGCUACAAAGUGGAGUUGGGUGACUCCUCAGAAUGUAAGUGACUCCGGAGUAGGGAGACUUGGAAGUUGGCGACUCUCCCCCAGCGGUGGGGAACUAUGCUGGGCAGGUUGACCUUCCCAUCCCUUUGCCUUCCCUCCCUCCCCUCGUUCCCAAGCCCGACCCCAAGCAAGAUCCAGGCAAAGCAGCAUGGGUGCUACAUUCCCGAGCAGGAGAUAGGGCGCUCGCACUGUGCGCAGGCUCCAGCCCACCUGACUCAGCAUCUGGCAGCUAGGAGAGCAGCAGCUGCCGCCUCCUCUCUGCGCUCUGGUGCUGCUGCUGCAUUCCUGUUCCAUCACGCCAGAGAUGUGCAGGCAGUACCGCCCUGGCUGGCCCAAGGCUGCCGCUUUGACAUGCUGCCCAAAGUGGAGACAGAAGCCCUGGGACUCGCCCAGGUGAAUGGGGAGCAUGGGCAGAUGCUGGAAAACAUGCAGAGGGGAGAGCAAGCAAGCGAGAGAGCUGCUUUGGGGAGAGAGAACUUUUCCCUCCCUUUCCUUCCUCCCACUUAAACUCCUCCCCCCCCCCCCGCAUCCAGUUAGCCACAUCCUUCCCCACACGCAUCCUACGUGCACUCCUCUUCCCUCCAGUUUGCGUGUUUUUCGUUCCCCCCACUUAAACUCCCCUCCCGCAUCCAGCUAGCCACCUCCUUCCCCACAUGCACCCCAGUCCCUCCAGUUUGAGUCCCCCUUAAACUCCCCUCUUCCACCCCUGUCCCUCCAAUGGCAAUGGGUAGAUCACUGCCAGUUUUGUGAUACUGGGUAGUAGAUGGCACCCUGGUUGCUUUCAUUUUAUGGAUCAACAGUCUCAUUAGAGAGUAAAAUUCAUGUUAAACUGCUGUUUUAUGGGUUGUUUUUAAUUGUCUGGAACGGAUUAAUCCAUUUCGCAUUACAGUGGUACCUCUAGUUACGAACUUAAUUUGUUCCGGAGGUCCUUUCUUAACCUGAGGCAUGCUUUCGCUAAUGGGACCUCCCGCUGCCGCCGCGCCGCUGGCACACAAUUCCCAUUCUCAUCCUGGGUCAAAGUUCUAAAGUCAAGGUAACUACUUCCAGGUUAGCGGAGUUUGUUACCUGAAGCAUUUGUAACCUGACGCAUUUGUAACUCGAGGUACCACUGUACUUUCUAUGGGAAAGCUCGCUUUGGUUUUGGGAUACAAUUCCAGAACAGUUUAAGUUUGAGAACCAAGGUACCACUGUAAUCGGUUUUAUAAUUGCAGGUGGUGAUGAAAUGGAAAUUAAUAACAAGUGGGAGCAAUACAGAAUCCACGCAGUGGAGAAGCAAUAUAAAUACUCAAAGUGUGAAGAGAGCUUUAGUCAGAGGUCCCAGUCCACUUCUCAUCAAAGAAAUCCCAUUGGGAAUAAACCCUAUCCAUGUUACGAAUGUGGGAAGAGCUUCAGCCAGAGCACCCAUCUCACUUCCCAUCAAAGAACUCAUACAGGGGAGAAACCCUAUCAGUGCUUGGAAUGUGGAAAGACCUUCAGUCGGAGCGACUCUCUCACUUCCCAUCAAAGAAGUCAUACAGGGGAGAAACCCUAUCAGUGCUUCGAAUGUGGAAAGAACUUCAGUCAGAGCACCCAUCUCACUUCCCAUCAAAGAAUUCAUACAGGGGAGAAACCCUAUCAGUGCUUGGAAUGUGGAAAGAGCUUCAGUCGGAGGGACUCUCUCACUUCCCAUCAAAGAAGUCAUACAGGGGAGAAACCAUAUCAGUGCUUUGAAUGUGGAAAGAGCUUCAGUCAUAGUAGCAAUCUUACUUCCCAUCAAAGAAUCCAUAAUGGGGAGAAACACCAUCAGUGCUUGGAAUGUGGAAAGACCUUCAGUCGGAGCGACUCUCUCACUUCCCAUCAAAGAAUUCAUAAAGGGGAGAAACCCUAUCAGUGCUUCGAAUGUGGAAAGAACUUCAGUCAGAGCACCCAUCUCACUUCCCAUCAAAGAAUUCAUACAGGGGAGAAACCCUAUCAGUGCUUGGAAUGUGGAAAGAGCUUCAGUCGGAGCAACUCUCUCACUUCCCAUCAAAGAAUUCAUAAAGGGGAGAAACCCUAUCCAUGUUACGAAUGUGGGAAGAGCUUCAGCCAGAGCACCCAUCUCACUUCCCAUCAAAGAACUCAUACAGGGGAGAAACCCUAUCAGUGCUUGGAAUGUGGAAAGACCUUCAGUCGGAGCGACUCUCUCACUUCCCAUCAAAGAAGUCAUACAGGGGAGAAACCCUAUCAGUGCUUGGAAUGUGGAAAGAGCUUCAGUCAGAGCACCCAUCUCACUUCCCAUCAAAGAAUUCAUACAGGGGAGAAACCCUAUCAGUGCUUGGAAUGUGGAAAGAGCUUCAGUCGGAGCAACUCUCUCACUUUCCAUCAAAGAGUUCAUACAGGGGAGAAACCCUAUCAGUGCUUCAAAUGUGGAAAGAGCUUCAGUCAGAGCACCCAUCUCACUUUCCAUCAAAUAAUUCAUACAGGGGAGAAACCAUAUCACUGCUUGGAAUGUGGAAAGACCUUUAGUCGGAGCAACUCUCUCACUUCCCAUCAAAGAAGUCAUACAGGGAGAAACCCUAUCAGUGCCUGGAAUGUGGAAAGAGCUUCAGUCACAACGGCUCUCUCACUUCCCAUCAAAGAAGUCAUACAGGGGAGAAGCCUUUUGAGUGCUUGGAAUGUGGAAAGAGCUUCAGUCGGAGUAGCAAUCUUGCUUCCCAUCAAACAAUUCAUACAGGGGAGAAACACUAUCAGUGCUUGGAAUGUGGAAAGAGCUUCAGUCAGAGCAACUCUCUCACUUUCCAUCAAAGAGUUCAUACAGGGGAGAAACCCUAUCAGUGCUUGGAAUGUGGAAAGAGCUUCAGUCGGAGUAGCAAUCUUGCUUCCCAUCAAACAAUUCAUACAGGGGAGAAACACUAUCAGUGCUUGGAAUGUGGAAAGAGCUUCAGUCAGAGCAACUCUCUCACUUCCCAUCAAAGAAUUCAUAGUGGGGAGAAACCCUAUCAGUGCCAGGAAUGUGGAAAGAGCUUCAGUCACAACGGCUCUCUCACUUCCCAUCAAAGAAGUCAUACAGGGGAGAAACCCUAUCAGUGCUUGGAAUGUGGAAAGAGCUUCAGUCGGAGUAGCAAUCUUGCUUCCCAUCAAACAAUUCAUACAGGGGAGAAACGCUAUCAGUGCUUGGAAUGUGGAAAGACCUUCAGUCGGAGUGACUCUCUCACUUCCCAUCAAAGAAGUCAUACAGGGGAGAAACCCUAUCAGUGCCAGGAAUGUGGAAAGAGCUUCAGUCACAGCUACAAAUUCACUUCCCAUCAAAGAACUCACAGUGGGGAGAAACCAUAGCAAUUGCUGUGUAGUAAUUUUAUUUCAGGAAACUUUAAUUUCUAUUCCCAACAGUGUUCUUGUGCUUCUUCAGCUCAGCAGAGAAGUCAGCCCUGCCUCUCAAAGCUAUCGAGUGCUAACCCGGUGCCCAAUAUUCUUCAAAUACGUAUCCAGAUCUGCAGUGUGGAAGUCAAUGGCCAAGAUGUUGAAUUCAGGCUUUUCUUUGUGGGAAGGCUAG